GGCGUAAAAUCUUUUAUGGAAAUGUCAGCGAUAUCCCAUAAUUUAUCUUUCUAACAAGUAAUUAUGAAACAUUGAGUUAAUUGGAAUUGGGUCACGUUUGGAGCUCCAGAGAAGAACUCGGGUUACGCCUGAAUAGAACAUGGAGGGAGAGAGCUCGCAGCCAUCGAACAGAGGAGGUGACAAUAGUGGGUCCGGUCCAUCCGUAUCAGCUAUCCGGGUCAGGUCCAGACCCGACUGCUUCUUGAUUAUCUAUCGAUGCUUCCGCUUGAUUACUUCUCUUGCGGCCAUUCUCUGUAUUGCUGUAAAUGUUCUCUCCGCCGUCCGAUCUUUCAAGAACGGAUCAGAUGUAUUUGAUGGAAUAUUCCGGUGUUACGCGGUGGUGGUUGCUAUGUUUGUGGUGGCGGCUGAGACAGAAUGGGGAUUCAUCAUGAAGUUCUGGAAGGUCCUGGAGUAUUGGGCUGGGAGGGGUAUGCUCCAGAUAUUUGUUGCAGUGAUGACCAGGGCUUACCCGGAGUACUUUGAGAAGCAUCAAGAUCUCUUUCUUCUUCAGAGCAUAGCCAGCUACCUGCUUCUUGCAUGUGGUGUGAUUUAUGUUAUAUCUGGAAUUUUAUGCAUUGGUGUUUUCAAGCGUUAUCGCCAGAAGAAAGAAUUUUCAAGGGAUCAAGCAAUUAAGGAUCUCCAGGAUCUGGAGCGCCGUAGAGAAGAACUUGAGUCCCUGUUGAUUGUAGAGGGUGCUUGAAUGAGAUUGGAGACUACGAAUAAACAAGAACACCCCAUUUUUCAACCUAGAUGUGCAGAUUUUCAAGUUAGAAUGAUAAUUUAUGUAACCUCUCUAUUUGUAUAAUUGCAUAAUUUUCUUGACAGCGAUUAAUUUUCAAUGUUGAAUAGAAUACUGCAGCUAGAUGUACAGUUACAUGAUAACAUCUGCAGAGCAAGUUUUGUGAAAACAAUCUGUUUUAUUGAGAAUGAGAAUUUACAUGUUUUCCGCAA
Olea europaea var. sylvestris is the source of this 990-nucleotide messenger RNA. RefSeq lists its product as uncharacterized. Bases 140 to 739 code for a protein of 199 amino acids. The transcript has 6 exons. The record is from RefSeq and is a predicted model, not a curated record. Lineage: Eukaryota; Viridiplantae; Streptophyta; Magnoliopsida; Lamiales; Oleaceae.